AACUACUGCAGAGAUAUAGAUUUAGUAAACCGUGGUUACAACUUUACAACACAAGCCUCGUUAUUAUAAGUAGGAGCUCUAUUUUAGUCUCAAUUUUAUCGUUCUCCGUGCUUUUAGCAUCUGCAACUAUUGUAAUGAUACAAAAAUAGGUUAUGCAGGGCCUAACACAAGCGAAGGUCAAACUCAAUAGGCCUACGUUUAAGCUACACCCGUAUGGUUGGUCUGGUCACUCUACGAGUUAAAUAAAAAUAAUAAAACACAUAAACAUUACAAUAAACACGAGCCUUUAAUCCGUGUCUUCAGUGACUAUUUUAUAACUACACAGUGAAUUAAUUUCACUGCACUGUGAAGUGUGGACACAGUUUUUCCACCAAGAAAGAUUAAAAGUUUAAUAUUUGUAAGCUUGUUGAUAUAGUUGGUACACAUCUCGUCCUUCUAAAGCACCGUGAUUAUGAUGAUCGGAGUCACAUCAUUCUUACUAACGCUGGGAUUCUUUGUGUGGACAUCAACUGGCGUGUCGGAUGUACUUUGGACACCGCGGAUCGUUGAUUACAAAGAGGACAUCGACAGACACAAACGGGAUGCGGACAGGAUAAUAGAUUAUCUGGUCACUGGCGCCGGGAAAGGUGUUGUUUACAACAACCUGGCAGAAAUGACAGAUACCUAUGGUUACAGAUUAUGCGGGACGCAGACCCUUGAAAAUGUCAUCGAUUACAUGGUGGAUAAGUUAAAAAAGGACGGCCUCGACAAUGUCCAUAAGGAACCAGUCAAUGUCACACGAUGGGUCCGUGGAAAUGAAUGGGCCAAGAUGUUAACUCCCAGAGUAAAACCAUUGUCCAUACUUGGCCUCGGUUUCAGUGUGGGUACACCAACAAGUGGAGUGACAGCUGAAGUCAUCGUGGUUCGGACAUUUGACGAACUUCGCGAUCGAGCACGCGAAGUCAAAGGAAAGAUCGUUGUUUACAAUCAAGUCUGGGAGAAUUAUGGCCAAAGUGUUGAAUACCGAAGUCAAGGAGGAAUAGAAGCAGCCAAAUUGGGGGCAGUUGCUGCUCUUGUACGGAGUGUAACACCAUUAUCCAUCAACAGCCCCCACACUGGACAGCAGUCUUCGGAUGACUGGGCAAAGAAGAUACCAACAGCCAGCAUCACAGUGGAAGAUGCUGAGCUGAUGUGGAGACUCUCAAGGAGAGGAAUCAACAUCACAGUCACACUCUACAUGGAGGCACAGAAUCUCAGCCCUGUGACGUCCUACAACACUGUGGCAGAAAUUAAAGGGAGCCAGUAUCCUGAACAGGUAGUACUUGUCAGUGGGCAUCUGGACAGUUGGGAUGUUGGUCAAGGAGCUAUGGAUGAUGGAGGAGGUGCAUUUAUAUCCUGGCAAGCUCUCUCUGUUGUCCGCAAACUUGGUCUUCGGCCAAAGCGUACGCUGAGAGUAGUCCUAUGGACAUGUGAGGAGGAAGGCAUUCAAGGAGGCCAGGAAUAUUUCAGAGUUCACCGCAAUGAAAGCACAAACAUGAACAUUGUAAUGGAGUCAGAUAUGGGUACAUUCACCCCUCAAGGGUUGCUGUUCACAGGCUCUGACCAGGCCAUGAAAAUCAUCAAAUACCUCGCUGCCACGCUGCUAAAAAGAGUGAAUGCCUCAAAUGUUGCCCCAGAUGCAGAUCUGACCGAUGUGUUUAACUGGCCAUCACUUGGUGUGCCAGGGGCAAGCCUCAAAACUGAUGAUGCUAGCUAUUUCUAUUACCACCACAGCCAGGGGGACACUAUGACAGUGCAGGAUCCAGAUGAAAUGGAUUUGUGCUCAGCAGUCUGGGCUGUGACAGCAUACACACUGGCAGAUUUAGAAAACAUGUUGCCAGCGAACAGAACCAUUUCUCUUAAAUAAAAUAGGAACAUUGAAAACGGAUUUUAUUGUGCAGUUAUUACAAUGUGCAUCAUUUGUUAUAUUUUUUUCAUAAUAAAUAUGAAAUAAAAAAUUAUACAACCAAACUAUGAUAAUCACAACUUACCAAUAAAGUAGGCCUACUCAACAUUUUAAAAUAGCAUUGUUCAGUCUCCAACAAAAAGAAAGUACAAAGACAAGAAACAAAUCUAUUUAUUUGGUUUAUUUACUAAUUACAUAGACAGAUUACAUAUUUUUUAAUGCCAUAAAGAAAGAAAACAUCAUCAUGAUAUCUGUCAAUAAAUAAUUCACGAGGAAGGAAAUGUCAACUGGUUAACAAAUGACAGGGCACACACUCUGAGAACUGAAGGAAAUCACUGAGGACAAGCAAACGUUCAGAAGAAAUGGGCCAGAGCUGAAAGUCAUGGCAAUCCACACAGGCUCCAGUUGGAAUAGUUAGCCCAGUGUGCAGUUGAAUAUUCAGGGCUUACAUAGGCUUCAAUAGCCACAUAAGGAGGCUCAGGAAAUGCAGUGCAUAGCCCUGGAUAACAGAAAUUGUUUACACAGGAAAAAAAACAUAUACAUAACAAAUUCUCUAAUGUGGAAUAACAUAGAGAAAUAAUGUAAUCUAACCUUUAAUGCUCUGUAUUUUGUGUGUGUGUUGCUGAAUGAGGUUAGUGGAAGUAAGCAAGACAAAAAUCACAAGACAAAGAAAAAAGACAAUAUGAAAACCAAAACAGACCAAUUCAACCAAAUCACAUCUUCUCAGUUUGUCUGGAUAAGCAGAUCCUUUUAUGCUGGAAAUUUUGAGUCUUCUGAUAAUAAAAGAUCACAUGGUUUAUAGCACUUCAAGCUAUAUUUUAAA
Messenger RNA from Biomphalaria glabrata, 2747 nucleotides. RefSeq names its product carboxypeptidase Q-like. The record is from RefSeq and is a predicted model, not a curated record. Gene Ontology annotation, molecular function: metallodipeptidase activity. NCBI's taxonomy places the organism in Eukaryota, Metazoa, Mollusca, Gastropoda, Planorbidae. The transcript has 7 exons. The coding region runs from base 452 to 1885 and encodes 477 amino acids. Gene Ontology annotation, biological process: peptide catabolic process; proteolysis.